AGAAACUCCGAAUCAGUCAACAUGCCGUCGGAGCAGCCCUACGGCCGCGGUCUAACCUGGAGCAAAAGCGAGAUCCGCUGCUUCUUGGACAUCUGGUCGGAUGACUUCAUCAGGACCCAGCUGUCCACCAAGCACAAGAACAGCGGCGUGUUCGCGCUGUUCUCCGAGCGGCUCCUGGCGAAGGGCUUCAGCCGCUCCGUGGAGCAGUGCCGCAUCAAGGCGAAGAAGCUCCGCCAGGACUACAUGCGAGUGCGCAGAGCCCUGGACGAAACGGGCGGCCGGGGGGUCGAUCAGAAGCAGCUGAUGUGGUUCGACAAGCUGCACAAAAUUCUUGGGACGAAGGCAGUUUGCGAUCCGGUGGAUGUGGUGGAGUCCUAUGAGAACCAGCCGACCCCCUUCGUCCCCGCGGACAACACGCGUCCGCCCUCCGCUGGCAUGUCCCCGGUGUCCGAGGACACGAGUGUUGACGGAGUGGAAUCAAGUAAUUCUUCCAGUACCACUGAAUGGACAAACACUGGUACAGAUGAAGGAGUGUCUGGGUGUUCCACUGGUCCGACGACGGCUGAGAAUACACCUCAGCGACUCAUACCAACGAGAUUGCCCAUUCCUGGAGCACAGGCCCGCAAAAGGAGAGCGAAGUCCUCCAGCACUGACAUCGACUUCAGGGAAUACAUGAUUGCCUGUAAGAAGAUGAUGGCGGACAUGAUCGCUGCUGAAGAGCGGCACAUGGCGAGGGAGGAAGCUGCGUUUGAGAGGCUGCUCCAGGCACAAAGAGAAGAUUCUGAGAGGACAUUUCAGGCCAUGUUGGCUCAGCAACAGGCCACCAAUCAGAUGUUCAUGCAUCUCAUUGGCAUACUCACACGGGGAAUCAGUUCUUCUCAGCAGUCUUCCUCAGCGACACCAGCUUCGGAGACAGCAUCUACAUCAACACCGUCCCCCAACGCCUCGUCCACGCCACAGCAUAAGCAGGGGGAAGAAGGACUGUCGUACUCUUGCAGCCAGCAGAUCAAGGAGGAGUUUGAGGCGAUCGACAAGCUGAAAACCGAAGCCGUCAGUAGCUGCUCGUUUCCCGACGGGAGGCUUCAGACAGACAAAACUAAUCACGAUAAGGAGACUGAGAGCAAUCUGACAAUGAGAACGAGCGUCGAGGAGAAAUCUCAUCAGAGUGUUGGUUCACAGGCCGAAGACAGCAGCACACACACGCACACCAUCGUCAUAAAAGACGAACCUGACCCCAUGGACUGAAACACUGACUGCUGGGACUGUGUGCCAGUUGUGUUAUAGUUACAUUAGUAUUUUUAUAAGUGGAUACAGUAAAUACAUGUGCACUGAAAAUUUCCAGCUGACUUUUUCUUGCCAUUCCAAAAUGACCAAUUAUUUACCUCUUCCUGGAAAUUGUUGUAAUACAUGACUUACUCAGAUCUUUGCAGCUUCUGCUGUUAGAGCCAUUGAAUGUAUCAAAAAUUUUAGGUACCGUACUAUGAGAAUUACUGGGGCAUUUGAAAGCCUUUUUAAAGGACUGUGAUUUUUCUAUUUGUGUAUUAAACCUUUUCUUUCUUGAGAACAAUCAUUAAAGAACAAUUCUUUGUGUAUUCUUGUUCAACAUUAAAAAUAUGACAGUUCAUAUGAUUUGA
This is a messenger RNA of Salarias fasciatus (jewelled blenny), 1634 nucleotides long. RefSeq lists its product as uncharacterized. The coding region runs from base 22 to 1245 and encodes 407 amino acids. The record is from RefSeq and is a predicted model, not a curated record. The transcript is spliced from 3 exons. NCBI's taxonomy places the organism in Eukaryota, Metazoa, Chordata, Actinopteri, Blenniiformes, Blenniidae.